CGGGAAGCGUUAAGAUCAUUUUGUCGCGAGUACAGCAUCCGCGGCCGCUCAGUUGCUCAGCGGACGGCGAGAUCAUCGAGCGUGUUGGAAUGUGUUCUGCUAAUUGACGCUCCGAUCGCUACUAGCCCGAAGUGUGGAUCACGCAUUACCCGUGUUGGGUUUCCGGACGAAAUAGUGAUCAUCUAGUAGAAAAGGUGACGCCCAGCGCGGGCUGUUUACUGCGCGAAGUGAACUGAGCAUUGAGCGUGAUAGUUAAUUGUGUUUCUUGGGUUUGGUCUGUGUGUGUGUGUGUGUGUGUGUGUGUGUGUGGACUGUUGCCCUUUUCUCUGCUGGCGCUAGUGAUAAGUGCAACCGCACCGUGCGGCCACAAUCAUGACGGCGGAAUCGUUGAAACCGUUUCUCAAUCUACCGAACGCGACCGCGAAUGAGCUGAAAGCGAAAUGUGCACGGAAAUCGACCGCCAAGUGCGCUCUGGCGAUACUUGGAUACACGCUCGUGGUAGCAUUCUGCUGCACAGUCAUUGCCGUCGAGGUCUGGCAUUUAAGUGUGACCGAUGCGCUGCAGCGUGAAGUCGACGACCUGAAGCUGCAGCUGAAGGAGCUGUCGAUGCCGCGAGCGGGUGAUUUCAACGAUUAUGAGUUUGAUAACGAACUGUUCGACCAGGGCGACGAAUACUCGACUGCGUACGAGUCGGAGGACUUUGACGUGCAGCCGAGGGAAGAGGGCGAUAGCGAUGCCGGUGAUGCCGAGACCGACAGCGAGGACGAUGGCGAUGACGAUGAGGACAGUUCAUUGGUCGGAACUGGAGCCCUACGAUCGGAGUACGGUGGCGAGCUGGAAGAGGAGAACGAAGAGCUGUUACAAGCAUGGCGUAGACCCCCGAUGACCACCGAUGAUGACAACGGGGCAGAUCCGGUCACCAACGAGGACGACCUUCGGUUCGAUGAUGGCGUCGAUGGCGAGGACAUCAGUGUGUCGGUGCUGGAUGGUGAGACGGGUGGGAACGUACGCCGUGCACGAUCCAUUUCCGGUGUCACGCACCAGGGUGUACCGAUCGUUGAUGAACCGUACGUACCACGGCGGAACCGGUCCCGGCGACCGCACCGGAUCUACGAGCAGCUGCGCCAACGGCCGGAAGAGCUCGUCACGCCACCCUCCACAUCCGACAUGUUCCGCUGGGAUGUCGAAAGCAGCAGCAGUUCGAGACAGUCAGCCGUGUCUCAUCACACACCCACGCAACAGUACGGAUCGAUCAGCAUUAGACCGUUCCAGCAGGAGGCUCACGGGCGCCGUGAAGGACAUCACCACCAGGGUACCACUCCAAUGUCGGUUGCUGCCUACGAAGCGAGUGCACGUCAUGGUUACGCACGCAAUCAGCAUAACCCAGCACCAACAACCAGCGCUCCGGCCGCGGUCUUAAAUCGUCACAGUCGAGUACAGGCGACCAGUGACCCGGGUAGCGGUAGCCAGCGUGCUGCACUGCUGCAACAGACGCGAUUCCCCAAGGUGGUUGGCAAUCCAGGAACACAAAAGGAGAUUGUCAUGACACCGGAAACGCGGGUGCGAAUGCGCACCCGUAAGGCGGGCACCGUACAGAACGGUGGCGGUGAACCGGUGGCCAAGGGUGUCCAUCUGGUGAAGCAGUUCGUGCACGGUGUGCGCCAUCGGAACACCCGGCAUACACACUGGCAGGCGAGCGGUGAAUCGAACAAGCACUCGGUCAUCUCGCGCAUCUUCUCCUUCGACGGUGAACAGCUGACGGUCAACGAACCCGGUCUCUACUACGUGUAUGCUCAGAUAACGUACGACAACCAGCAUGACGUCAACGGGUUUAAGGUGCUGAUCGGUGGUCAGAAGCAUCUUUCUUGUACGGUGCAUGCCCGGGGCGAGAACACCAAUACCUGCUUUACGGCCGGGUUGGCCGAAAUUCCGUCCGCCGGUACGCACAUCGCCAUCGAGGACGUCGAUCAUGGCCGCCAGCAUGUGAUGUACCCGGAGAAAACGUUCUUCGGUGCGUUCAAAGUGGGCCGGCUGCCACCGUCACAACUGGCCAAGCGGAACGUUUAGAGCCGCCAACGUGGCGGCGUGCCAUCGCGGCAUAUUAUCUCCUGUAACAACCCCUCUGUAUUCUCCGUAUUAUGAACGCGUACACUCGAGGCACAGGGCUGUAAUUGCAUCGUACCUGUAUGUUAUGUUAGAUGGAAUGGCAAAGGGAAGAGAUAGAGAGAGAGAGCGAGAGAGUGAGAGAGGGAUGCGGCUGCAUGAGAUGAGAGGUGAAAGGCGUGUUGGAAUGGCACCGCGAGUGCCGAGAGCCAUAUUUGCGUGUAUUUAUUACUUUCUUACUAAAACAUCGCGCCCUAUUAGUACUCGUUAAGAUCUUCAUCUUCAGUGUUUGUGUUUAACAAUAUUCUUCUUCUUCCUCUUCUUCUUCUUCUUCUUUUUCUUCAUCGCCUACGAGCACGCUUAUCCGUUGUAUAUGCAUGGCACCGACCGAUCGGUACAUAAUCGUUUGUGAUAUUUUCCUGCGAAACCGGAACGGAACACGAAGGCUGUAUAAGAAGUGCGGCCCCCCCCACUCCCCCGUUGUAUCGAUUGUGGCGAUGAGUGGAUGCUGGCCACCCCCCUUAAAAGUGGUGCCAGUCUAGCGCAUAUUCUUCCGCCAAUAAAGAUGUUGUUCUG
Messenger RNA from Anopheles darlingi, 2679 nucleotides. RefSeq names its product protein eiger (gene egr). Gene Ontology annotation, cellular component: membrane. Gene Ontology annotation, biological process: immune response. The transcript is spliced from 7 exons. Lineage: Eukaryota; Metazoa; Arthropoda; Insecta; Diptera; Culicidae. Bases 373 to 2067 code for a protein of 564 amino acids. The record is from RefSeq and is a predicted model, not a curated record. Gene Ontology annotation, molecular function: tumor necrosis factor receptor binding; receptor ligand activity.